Molecule: messenger RNA, 2168 nt
Organism: Botrytis cinerea B05.10
Lineage: Eukaryota; Fungi; Ascomycota; Leotiomycetes; Helotiales; Sclerotiniaceae
Exons: 1
Coding region: 145-1926 (593 amino acids)
Molecular function (GO): nucleic acid binding
Source: RefSeq, a predicted model, not a curated record
GAAACCCCCCCCCCCCUUCACAAUUCUCGAUUGUGAUUCUUUAUCCGCAAAAGAUUAUCAAGACUAGAUACUUGGGAGUUUCUUUCAAUUCUAAUCUUCUAUCAAAACAAACAAGCCUUACAGUCAAUAGACAUCCAUUCCAGUAUGUCUUCAGUAAACUUCACCUCGAGUUUUCCCCGUCGCCAAAACAAUCAGAAUGAAUCAUUCUGGAACCCAAUCUCGCCUCUAACCAGUAAGUCAUCACUAACCCAAAACUCACACCAAGCCUCGCUAACCCCCAAUCCCCUAGCUGCUUAUAAUCGCAGACAGAGCGAAUAUCCCUCCCGCGUCAUGGCCAAUAGCUUUGGUACAAUACCUGUACCCAAUUUCCACUUCGAUGGAAAAAGGCCGCCGCGAAUCACCUCCCCAUUAUCAAACAUAAAGCCCAUCGGGUUCGAGCGGAACAUCUCACGACAAAUGGGAUAUUCAUCUUUCUGCAUCUCAGAAGUUGGAGAAGAAGUGCCAUCGGUUGAAGAGGAGAGUGGGGGGGAGAGUCCGAUUAUCACGCAAUCGUUAGUGCGUGGUAUGCAUCCGGUUCAACAUGGAGCGUCUAAUUCGAUGCAAGAGGAUGAUAUGUCGGUUCUUGAUCUUGAGAAUUCUUUUGCGGGAUUGAAUGUCAAUGAGGGAGCUUCUCCUUCGAGGGGGAAGAAGUCCUAUGGUACACUCAAUUCGUAUCAUCCCUAUGCUCAGACUCAAGGUCAUGCUGCAAAUACGGGGAUGCAGCCACCCAAUUUUCCCAGUGGACACCGGGAUAUCACAGCAAUCUUUCAGGGACCACAAGUCCAGAAUAGUCUACCCUUGAGAACUGGUGCAUCAUACGCAUCAUCUGGUAAUAUUCCGGCACUCGUUCAUCGUGCUGUAGAGCAUGAACACAAAAGAAGCAUAACCAGCUUCGGGGGCCCUGAACAACAUAUGUCACAAUUCAAUGCACAAGUAUUCAGCGAUCCAUCAACUAUCAAUGAUGACUACACGAUCAAGAUCCAGACACCGCCGAUUAAUUUUGAGCACCAGAAUCGCAAUACAUUCUCCAUUGGCUCAAACAACUCUUUCCAAAAUGCCUAUCCAGGCUCUGCACCAACUCAACCAAGAUCAAUGGUCCCCCAUCACAAUAAAGUCCCAACAGUUAGCCAGACCCCAGACCAAUCUAGCGCAUCAUUCCCAUCCAGCAUGCGACCAACCGGUCAACUUCUCCGAGAACAAGGACUCCUCGCACCCCUCCCCUCCCACGCUUCAAACCCCACCAACUCCAACCACCUCAACAGCAACCACACUCGCGACUCCCCCAGCAAAUUCCUCUGCGAAGCCCACCUCCCCCCCGAUCUCAACUGCGCCGUUUGGAUCCAAGGCAUCCCCAAAGCCUUCGAGCGACAAUUCCUGUAUCAGAAAUUAUUCAACGCCAUCUCCAUCGGCCCCAUAGUCGCCGCAUAUAUCUGUCUCGGAGGGGAUCAGCAUUCGAGCCACGCAGCCAAGGUAGUAUUCAAACAUGCCGAACACGCGAUUCGCUUGAGACAGCAAGCGCACGUCGCGGGGAUAUAUAUGCACGGGAACCGUCUCCGAGUUGAAGCGAAUCGGCACGGACAGCGUGAAUAUCCGCUCCGAUUGCACUAUCGAAGCCGGGUGAUCCUGCUCGAGGUGUUCAAUCAUGCGGGUAUGGAUCUUGCGUUUUGGACCAUGUUUAUUUCGAAUCUCGGUGUGGAUGAUAUGGAGAACUGCAGAUAUCUGUCCUAUAGUUCUCCGCGGCGGAUGGUGAUGGAGUUUCGAUUUGCGCGGAUAUUUGGACAGGCGUCGGUUUUGCUGGCGGGGAUUCGAGCGAAUGCGGCGUUUGAGGGGAUUGUCACGGCGAGGUAUGCUCCGGAUGUGCGGUGUGAUGUCUGUGAUAUGUACUGAGAUGGGGUUGAGUGUGGUUCUUGUUGCGACUGGUUAGUAGGUCAGUGUUUGAGAGGAGGUAUUUGGUCAGGAUAAAGCUGUGUGUUUUGGCAAGGUCGAUUGUAUAGAUAUAAUUGUUAGGAUGGAUAGGAAAUCGAGAAAGGGAACCAAAGAGCAAUAGUAAAAUUACAUCAUUACCCAUCAGAAUAAUACAAAGACAUCCUUUCAGUGAAACUCCAUUACACAAUGAUUGACAAACAGCA